Mytilus trossulus (common blue mussel) is the source of this 1110-nucleotide messenger RNA. Its product is annotated as lactadherin-like. Bases 61 to 1110 code for a protein of 349 amino acids. Gene Ontology annotation, molecular function: calcium ion binding. Lineage: Eukaryota; Metazoa; Mollusca; Bivalvia; Mytilida; Mytilidae. The record is from RefSeq and is a predicted model, not a curated record. The transcript is spliced from 9 exons.
UGAAUAAUGUCCCCAAUUUAAGAUGGUUUCCAUAUUUUCAUAAAAUAUUAUUUUUCCAAAAUGAAGAUAUUGUAUGCUUUUCUGAUAUUCUUUGCAAAAACAGCAGCUGAUGAUGGGGUGUUAGAUAUCAAUGUUCCUCAUUUGACAGUAAAAGCACAAAAUGCAGGAAACAUUACGCUCCAGUCUGGUCUUGCAAGAGAUUUAUAUCUGGAACCUGGACCAGGCGGAAAAGUUAUAUUUGAUGGAGAAGACAUUUUGGAGAUCAUUAAGAUGGCAAAAACACUACCUCCAGUGUGGUUACCUCAUGCGCAUACCGGAUUCUUUGGGACAUUUGAGGGAGGACAACGAAUCCAUGUUAAAUUAGAGGCAAGAGAUCCAGAAAAUGGACCGUUAGAAUACCAAUUGGUUGCUGGGGAAUUGCCAACUGGUGUUAUUAUUGAUCAGACGGGUGGCUAUAUAAAUGGGGUAGUUCCAGAUAUUGAACGCUUUUACACAUUUACCAUUAGAGCCAUCAACAAUCAAACAAAAUAUGCUGACUCUGUGUUCAAAAUGGAAGUUAUUUCGCAUGACAACUGUAAGUCAAGUCCAUGUCAGCACCAUGGUACAUGUAUAGACAAUAGCAACAAUAGUUACACAUGUGUUUGUUCCGAACCUUACAGUGGACAUAGCUGUGAAAUAGAUUGCAGAAGUAAUGCCUUUGGUGUACGAUAUAAAAAUAAAAUACCUGAUGCUCAAAUGUCAGCUUACUUGUCACAGUCGACUAAACUCGCAUCUGAUGGACGUUAUUCAGGGAGUAGUUAUUGGUGUGGAACAAAUGACAAUUCAUGGUUACAGGUUGACUUGGGAGAACCAAAGACAGUGUACAAAACACUUUAUCAGUACAUAAACAGCAACUUUUAUACAAAUGGCUAUACCUUGUCUGUCAGCUUAGAUGGAGUGCACUUCAACAACAUCAAUGACACAAGUGGUCUUCGUACAUUCAGUGGCGGACAAAGCACGUACACAAAUGAUUUACCCAGUCCGACACUUGCAAGAUUUGUACGAUAUCAUCCUAAGGGAUACAAAAGUGGAUACUAUCCCUGUAUGAGAGUUGAACUUUAUGGAUGCUAA